This is a messenger RNA of Gracilinanus agilis (Agile Gracile Mouse Opossum), 1441 nucleotides long. RefSeq names its product NADH:ubiquinone oxidoreductase core subunit V1 (gene NDUFV1). Gene Ontology annotation, molecular function: 4 iron, 4 sulfur cluster binding; NADH dehydrogenase (ubiquinone) activity; FMN binding. Gene Ontology annotation, biological process: mitochondrial electron transport, NADH to ubiquinone. The record is from RefSeq and is a predicted model, not a curated record. The transcript has 9 exons. Bases 134 to 1441 code for a protein of 435 amino acids. Lineage: Eukaryota; Metazoa; Chordata; Mammalia; Didelphimorphia; Didelphidae.
CUCCCUGCGCCGCCCCGGCUUCUGCCCGUCCGAGGAACGAAGGUGACAGGGGGAAGGUUCGCGCCCUAGGCGGCAGCGGCGCCGCGAAGCCCCGGUUUUCCUGCCGCCUGCGGCUCCCUCCCAGGCCCUCAUCAUGCUGACAGCGCAGCGGCUUGCGCGAAGGGCACUCUCCACCCCGAGGCUGACCCGGUUCGCCUCUCAGGAGGCGGGGACGGCGAACCCCAAGAAAGUGACGUUUGGGUCCCUAAAGGAUGAGGACCGCAUCUUCACUAACCUCUACGGCCGUCACGAGUGGAGGCUGAAAGGGGCCCAGAGCCGGGGCGACUGGUAUAAGACGAAGGAGAUCUUGCUGAAGGGGCCUGAUUGGAUCCUCAAUGAGAUCAAGACGUCGGGCCUGCGGGGCCGCGGGGGAGCGGGCUUCCCAACAGGCCUGAAGUGGAGCUUCAUGAACAAACCCUCAGAUGGCAGACCAAAGUACCUGGUGGUGAAUGCGGACGAGGGGGAGCCGGGGACCUGCAAGGACCGGGAGAUCAUAAGGCACGACCCCCACAAGCUGGUGGAGGGCUGCCUCAUCGGGGGCCGCGCCAUGGGUGCCCGCGCCGCCUACAUCUACAUCCGGGGAGAGUUCUACAACGAGGCCUCCAACCUGCAGGUGGCCAUCAGGGAGGCCUACGAGGCCGGGCUCAUCGGCAGGAACGCCUGUGGCUCCGACUAUGACUUUGACGUGUUUGUGUUGCGGGGGGCCGGGGCCUACAUCUGCGGAGAGGAGACGGCGCUCAUUGAGUCCAUCGAGGGCAAGCAGGGCAAGCCCCGCCUCAAGCCACCAUUCCCCGCCGACGUGGGCGUCUUUGGCUGCCCCACCACCGUGGCCAACGUGGAGACGGUGGCCGUGUCGCCCACCAUCUGUCGCCGGGGCGGGGCCUGGUUUGCCGGCUUCGGUCGGGAGCGGAACUCGGGCACGAAGCUCUUCAACAUCUCGGGCCACGUGAAGUACCCGUGCACCGUGGAGGAGGAGAUGUCGGUGCCCCUCAAGGAGCUCAUCGAGAAGCACGCGGGGGGAGUGACCGGCGGCUGGGACAACCUCCUGGCCGUGAUCCCCGGCGGCUCGUCCACGCCUCUGAUCCCCAAGUCUGUGUGCGAGACGGUUCUCAUGGACUUCGACGGGCUGAUCCAGGCCCAGACGGGGCUGGGCACGGCCGCCGUCAUCGUCAUGGACCGCUCGACGGACAUCGUGAAAGCCAUCGCCCGCCUCAUCGAGUUCUACAAACACGAGAGCUGCGGCCAGUGCACGCCUUGUCGGGAGGGUGAGUACCCCGUAUUUGCUGGGACUCAUUCUGGUCUGCCCAUCUGCAGGCAGCAUCAUCUGUUUACAGAGAAGAUUCAGGAAUUCCAGGACCAGACACAAAGACAGACAGACUUUGCUGGCCCUGUAGACAGAUGA